Molecule: messenger RNA, 650 nt
Organism: Contarinia nasturtii (swede midge)
Lineage: Eukaryota; Metazoa; Arthropoda; Insecta; Diptera; Cecidomyiidae
Product: pollen-specific leucine-rich repeat extensin-like protein 1
Exons: 2
Coding region: 24-482 (152 amino acids)
Source: RefSeq, a predicted model, not a curated record
GUGUAUAUAAAGGGUUCGAUGCAAUGAUAGGUUUAAGUAAGCAUUCAACAGUUUUUAAGCAAACUCUGAAAUUCUUAAACAAAAUGUUCGACCGCAAAAUAGUCGCUUUGUUCUUGGUGGGAUUUGCCAUUUGUCAGAUCAUUGAUGCUGGAUCCAUCGAAAGCUUAUGUGGUGAUGGAAAACGAGAGGAAAAUAUUCCAAAUAUUAUAUCACCAUUAUCUUCAGAUUCGCCAAGCUCUCCAUUGUUAAAUGACAAUGAUAUACCCGAUGUAGAAUCAUUCGAAGUAGCACAAACACCAGUUCCAGCUCCAGCUCCAGCUUCACCAAAGGCCAAAUCUCCAAAAGCCAAGUCUCCAAAGGUCAAAUCUCCAAAGGGUUCACCAAAGAAAGGAAAGGUGAAGGGUCUAGUUGCUGAAUUUGAAGCUAAGAACAGUCCACCAAAACUUGCCAAAGCACCAAGCAAAAAAGGUGGCAAGAAAUAAAUUGGCUACACGAGCUAGAACCAAUCCAGCUUCAUACAGCUGAAGCCAAAAAAAUUGUCAUUUAUGCUGAAAAUCUUAACAAUCUUUCAAAAGUUAUUACUUUCUCGAGUAAAUGGCAUUCAUUCGGUGAACACAGUGAAUAUCAAUAAAUUUGAUUUUUGCAAACUA